CCCUUUUGGUUCUACUUGGUUUAGUUUCGUUUUUGCCUUUCGAAACAAUUUCGUCGUUUUGACCGUUGUAGAUUAAGGUUUUCAUCGUCAGCAAGUGUUUUGCCGUGUGUUUGAAAACAUGAGAGGGUUUGUCGUCGUCUUCCUGCUUGGGGUGCUGUAUUUUGAGGGUUCGGUGUCUAAAGAAAGUGAUCCAAAGGUUCAGGUGUACAGUCGCAAACCAGGAGAGUAUGGCAAGGAGAACAUUCUGAUCUGUCAUGUUAAUGGCUUCCACCCUCCUGAGAUUGGCAUUGAGCUGAUCAAAGGUGGGGAAGUGAUUCCUGGAUCCGUACAGUCUGACCUGGCCUUUGAGGAGAGCUGGUUCUACCAUCUUACCAAACACGUCCCCUUCACCCCGACCAAGGGAGAGGAGUACGCCUGCAGGGUGACGCACCUGGGAAAGACUAAAACAUACAUUUGGGAAUCAGAUAUGUAACUUCUUUACCGCCUUCUUCCAGGGCCUGAGGAAUGUGAAGAUGGUCUCUCUGUCAUGUGAGGUUUCAUCGUAUAUGCUUUGAGCAUCAGCAAACAAGAGGACAGACUGUAAUUCUACCUGCUGUGUUUUUAUGAGAAAUUCAAAAUGGCCUCAGAGGUUCAUUAUGUGAUUGGUGAAUUCACCAUUGACCACAAGGGGGCAGAAACACUCCAAAGUUCAGAAUACCAGCUCAGAACUGCAUAGUACAGUGUCACCAUAUGAAUUAGAUGAAAUCCUUCUGUAUGAAAGUUUUAUGUAAGUGCCAACUCAGUAGGUAAACCGUGCACUGCAAAUGUUCACCUGCUUUCAGUCAGGAGUUGAGCUCUGUCCAUAAAUUGUAGUCUGUAAGACAAGUAAUGUAUGAAUAUUCCUUACUUCCCUUGUGUAAAUAAUAUCUUUUGAUUGAUGAGCCUAGCCUAUGUGUGACCAACCCCCCCGCCCAUUAUCAGUGUGGCCAAAAACCUAAACACCGAUGAAGGAAGUCAUCUUUUGACCCAGUUUAUAUAUUAAAAAUGUCACCUGCUGGAGCCUAAUAAGCCUAAUUGGAAGGUUAAUCCCUCUCUUUUAAUGUCUGAUGCCUAAUUUAAAAUCGUAACUUACACCUGUUUCCACCUGUUUCUAUUGAUAAAUGAGUGAGUUUGUCUUGUGUCUAUCCUCAGUACCUUAGCUUUAUCUCCACUGAAAAAUAUGAUUUAAAGUAUCUCUAAAAAUAUUAUUUACACUUAAGGGUGACAAAUCUAUGCACUUUCCAAGGGUAAAUUUUGGCUUGGUUGUCAUGUUAUAUGAAAUGUGUGUAUAUUAACUCUGUUAUGCAUCAGUUGUGUGCGACUCCUAUAACUGAGUAAAUUAUGAAAUAAAAGAUUUUAAUUUUCUGUA
Messenger RNA from Sphaeramia orbicularis (orbiculate cardinalfish), 1387 nucleotides. RefSeq names its product beta-2-microglobulin-like. The transcript has 4 exons. The coding region runs from base 119 to 472 and encodes 117 amino acids. Lineage: Eukaryota; Metazoa; Chordata; Actinopteri; Kurtiformes; Apogonidae. The record is from RefSeq and is a predicted model, not a curated record.